AUUGGGCCAUGAGACAAAAAAAAUGGCCUUUUUCCGAAAGUUUGCCCUCUUCCUUCUGAUACCGAUUUUCGAGCGCUGAAAAUUAAGCAAAAAAUAAUUAAGAAAUAAUGACGGAGGAGCAGCAGCGGGGUAAGAAGAGAAAAAGGGGGCGCCGUCACAAAGGGAAGACUGUACCCGGCGGCGACGCCGUGCCGAAUGAUGAAUCUUCUUCUGUUGCCGCCGCCGCCGCAGCAUCUUCAUCUGCAAUUAAGAGUGGCUCAAAAUCCUCAGCAUCUUUCAUGGACAAAAUGAAAGCUAGAUUAUCGGGAGGUCACUUCCGCAUGCUCAACGAGAAGCUCUAUACCUGCAGUGGAGAUGAGGCCUUGAAGUAUUUUAACGAGAAUCCGUCAUUGUUCGAUUUGUAUCAUUCAGGGUACCAAGUGCAAAUGUCGGGUUGGCCUGAGCAGCCGAAUGAUAUUAUCAUAAAAUGGAUAAAAGGUCGCAGCCCUUCUUUAGUUGUUGCUGAUUUCGGUUGUGGGGAUGCGCGGCUUGCUAAAAGUGUGAAGAAUAAAGUUUUCUCGUUUGAUCUUGUCUCGAAUAAUCCUUCUGUAGUUGCAUGUGAUAUGUCGAAAACGCCCCUCGUUUCCUCCUCGGUGGAUGUGGCUGUCUUUUGCCUUUCACUAAUGGGGACAAACUUCCCCAGUUAUCUUCAGGAAGCAAAUCGGGUUCUUAAGCCUAAUGGGUGGCUUUUAAUAGCGGAAGUGAAAAGCAGGCUCGAUCCAACGACUGGAGGAGCAGACCCGAAUGACUUUGUGAAAGCCAUAUGCGAACUAGGGUUUAUCGCAAAAUCGAAGGACUUCUCGAAUAAAAUGUUUAUACUCUUCUACUUUCAGAAAAAGGAGAAACAGAAAUCGAAAAACAUUAAGUGGCCUGAGUUGAAACCUUGUAUAUACAAGCGCCGCUAGGCGGUGGAAUCAGAAUUUUCGCCUUGUAAUACUUCUUAGUGUAGAAAGUACGUAAAAGGACGCCAUAUCGAGAUCUUUGUGUACUUUGUAUCGAUUUUCUCUCUCAAUUCAUGUUUUUUGAAUAAUUUAUUUUUUUGCGGGAAUGUUACAUUAAUGCAAGAUCUAUAGACAGUUCUUACCAAGCUAGUUGUAUUACAAGUUAAUUUGU
Molecule: messenger RNA, 1152 nt
Organism: Erythranthe guttata (spotted monkey flower)
Lineage: Eukaryota; Viridiplantae; Streptophyta; Magnoliopsida; Lamiales; Phrymaceae
Product: S-adenosyl-L-methionine-dependent methyltransferases superfamily protein
Cellular component (GO): nucleolus
Molecular function (GO): methyltransferase activity
Source: RefSeq, a predicted model, not a curated record